AUGUACCAAUACGAGCACAUCAUGACUUUCGAUUCCCAAGGGCAGGGAGGAGUCUACGGCACCAAUACCGGGACGGGGUCUUCCAACACAAACAACCAGCAACAAGUUGCCACUGUCAAGAGAAAGAAGAGCAUCGAAUCAGACAGCUCCAUCGAGUUGAGAGGACCAAUGGAAGUCGACGGGUCAGUCAAGUCCGGCGGAGGCGUUGCUUUCUCGGGGAACUUUGCGGUGAGGGAUCGGAUUGAGGCGUAUGGGGAUAUUGAUAUUGUUGGGGAUUUGAGGUGCAGUAAUAAGAUUAAGGCGUAUGGGAAUGUCAAGGUUAAUGGGAGUGCUUUGUGUGUCGACAGAGUCAAAAUCUUUGGAAAACUGAAAAUCACCGGAACUUUCGAGGUCCAAGGGGACUUGGAAGUGUGGGGAGCCAUCACCAUCAAUGGGUAUCUAAAGUGCAAAACUCUGACAGCAUACGCGUCCAUAACUACCGUCGGUGACCAGUCUUGGUAUCAGACUGAGCAGGGCGAGACGGUCCAUGGUGCUAAGCUUAUCCAGAGGACUAACUAUGAGGGAUAGAAAGUUCAUUGGAUGUAUUCCUUACUUUUUUUCCUCGGUCGCUUUUUCCACUUUCUUUUAUUCUUCUUAGACGCUGGAAGACUUUUUUGUGUUAGACCUGGUAUACCGUGUGUUAUUGUUGGUUGUUUUCAUUUCCUAGUCCAUGGGCUUGGUGUUCGUUGUUGCAGUUGUCAUUCCGGCCACCUUCACUUGUUUCCUAUCCUUCGUUCUUUUCCUCUCGCGGUUAUCUCAUUUAGACUUUGAAGAUGGAGUAGAGGCAACAUGAUGUGAGCGGCGCGCAGGAUCAAUUGUUUGGAAAGGAAGUCUUUUUCCUUUUCGGUUUUGUUUUUCAUCUACAUGUUUAUGUCAUCA
Neurospora tetraspora is the source of this 918-nucleotide messenger RNA. RefSeq lists its product as uncharacterized. The transcript is spliced from 4 exons. The coding region runs from base 1 to 567 and encodes 188 amino acids. Lineage: Eukaryota; Fungi; Ascomycota; Sordariomycetes; Sordariales; Sordariaceae. The record is from RefSeq and is a predicted model, not a curated record.